AUGUCGCUGAAUACACUGCCACCGGAGCUACUGGAGCAGAUAGCUCUGUUUACAGGGACACCCGAGCUGUUCGCGUUGCGACUUACCUGCCGGGACACCCAGCAGAGAACCUUGUACACGUUCAGCGCGCGCUUCUUCUCCAGUCUGGGCUGCGAUCUGUCGACGAGCAGCGUGGCGCGGCUCGAUGCGAUCGCGAGCCACGGUCACCUGCGUGAGAACGUCCGCUCGAUCUGUUUCGCGCGACGGGCUGGUGUCUCCCUGGGUGAGGGCUUCGUCUGGGAGAGGUACCCGUGGGGUACCAUCAAGGAGGAACCCGCCAUUCGUAACACCGAAAGGCUGAGGCGAAGUCUGCUUCGGUUUCCUCAUUGCGACUCCUUUGCCGUUUACGCGGGGUACCCUGAAACCAGCACUGCAAAGCUCACCACCUCCGACGUGCUGGGCGUUGUGCUGGAUCUCCUGAACACGACGCAGCUUCCCGUCCGCUCGUUCCAGCUUGUCUACCGCUCCGGGUCGAUCGACAUGCGCCGGCUACCAAAGACAAGGCGGUUCAGUAGUGCAUCCAUGUUGCCUAAUGGUUGGUCGGCGCUGCGCACGAUGCAGCUCCACCAGUUGGUCACGGUCCAGACGUUGCCCUUCCUGCUUGGGAUGGCCGUGCAUGCGCCGCAACUCACCAGCCUCUCACUGCGACUCGCUCCUGCAGAUCUGGCGGGCGAGUUUGUGUACGAGCUCGCACGCGUGGAGAGACUCGCGCCUAUCACUGAGCUGGCGAUCGAGCAUACCGCCUGUCGUGCCGAGGAUCUGCGGCUGUUUCUCUCCCGGCUGGGCAGGUCGCUGUCAUCGCUUGUGCUGCAUAAUGUCUGUCUGUUAUCCUCUGAUUCCUCUAUUUCAUUUUCCACUGCUGCUUCUGUUGCUGUUCCAAUCGACUUGGCGACCUGGGCGACGGUUUUUCAUGCGCUCGCCCAGGACUGUCCCCGGCUGCAAGCUGUCGCCUUCCAGGAACUCAGCUUGAGUCCCUCGGCGAGGGAAAGGAGUCCCGUCUCAUUCCGACUGGACGAGAGAGAGAACAAGACGCAGUGCAUCUGUUUGCAGGAGCGUCCUCCUGGACAGGUCCUCGGCGUCUCGUAUACCGGCCCGGAAAUGACUAGGGCGUUGACGAUGCUGGAGAGUGCAGUAGUAUAG
This is a messenger RNA of Penicilliopsis zonata CBS 506.65, 1179 nucleotides long. RefSeq lists its product as hypothetical. The record is from RefSeq and is a predicted model, not a curated record. Bases 1 to 1179 code for a protein of 392 amino acids. NCBI's taxonomy places the organism in Eukaryota, Fungi, Ascomycota, Eurotiomycetes, Eurotiales, Aspergillaceae. The transcript has a single exon. Gene Ontology annotation, molecular function: protein binding.